This is a messenger RNA of Xiphophorus maculatus (southern platyfish), 2735 nucleotides long. RefSeq names its product decapping mRNA 1B (gene dcp1b). Gene Ontology annotation, molecular function: mRNA binding; enzyme activator activity. The transcript has 10 exons. Lineage: Eukaryota; Metazoa; Chordata; Actinopteri; Cyprinodontiformes; Poeciliidae. The record is from RefSeq and is a predicted model, not a curated record. The coding region runs from base 259 to 2151 and encodes 630 amino acids. Gene Ontology annotation, cellular component: P-body. Gene Ontology annotation, biological process: deadenylation-independent decapping of nuclear-transcribed mRNA; positive regulation of catalytic activity; deadenylation-dependent decapping of nuclear-transcribed mRNA.
UUAUGUCUGGGAUGUUUACAAUCUGCCCACCUGAACAUGGCUGGUCAAAAAACUCACUCAUUACAGUUAGAGCUCGAAAAGUAAGAAGAAUAGCUUUUACUUCACUCAUACUCGUUUAAAGACAGUCAAGGGGACUCUAGCGAUAUAACUACAUUUUCCACUUGCCGUUUGUGUGUUUGGUUUUUUUAUUUUUUAUCAGUCUUUCUGUGAGUGUUGAGGUUUAAGCUUGCUAGCUGGAUAUCUUCUCCAUAGAGAACGAUGAGUUCUGCAGCUAGCAAUAGCUGCCUUGCUGCUAAAGGGCUGGACAUAAGUCUGUCUGCCCUGCAGAGACAAGACCCUUACAUAAACAACAUUGUGGACGUGGCCAGCCAAGUAGCCCUGUAUACUUAUAAUAACCGAGCAAAUGAGUGGGAGAAGACAGAAGUGGAGGGCACUUUGUUUAUUUACACAAGAUUGGCAUCUCCUAGGCAUGGCUUCACAAUAAUGAACCGUCUUAAUAUGGAGAAUCUGACAGAGCCCAUCACAAAAGACUUGGACUUCCAGCUGCAGGACCCUUUCCUUCUUUACCGUAAUGCACGACUUUUUAUUCAUGGGAUCUGGUUCUACGAUAAGCAGGACUGUCAGCGAAUUGCACAAAGGAUGAGGAUUCUGACCCAGCAGGAGCAGAUCCUCGCUCAGUCUCAGGGUGGUUCCUUAUCCCCUAGAGCAGCAGCAGCAGGAGGAGGUGUCUUAGUCGGAGGAAAUAACGAGGCUAAAGCGGUCGACAUCAUUCAGAUGUUGACCAAGGCACGAACAGAGUAUGAUAAGUCUACCUCAGAGCCAAAGGAGAUUGGGGGCAGCAGUGUACUGUGUGGAAAUCCUAAUCUGAUCAAACCAAUACCAGUUAAACCAAACACUCAGGUCAAUGAAGGAGCAGACACCACGGUUGUGACCUUAACCACCCUGUUAGGCUCUCAGCAUCAGCACCACCACCCUCUUAAAUCUGACCCAGUUCCUCCUCUGGCUGCUUCCACGGCAGCAGGAAAGGUCGCCCGCCCACCUGUCGCCCGCACACUGACCUAUGAGGAUUCACUAAACUCUGGCAGAAACGUCGCCACCUCCGGAGGUGGAGACCCAGCAGUUGGGCCGGCGGACAGGGAAGAGAGCGGGAACGCUCUCCGCCAACUGCCAAACCAACUUCAGCACUGUCCAGCCAUUGCAAAGCUCAUGCAGGGACAGAGGGGGGCGGCAGCAGCUGGGGGCGUGCUUCAGACACUGUCCGAGUCCCCAGAGAACCGGCUGUGUGACAACGGGGUGCCGCUAGAACACCACCACCACCAUCAUCCCCUCCAUCACCAACAUCAGCACCCCCACCUCCAUCACCACCACCAGGAGCAGCAGCACGACCCAAUAAAGCGCCUCCUGCAAAACCAUCCACCCCCUCUACUCGCCACUUCUUUCACUGCUGCGGCUCCUCUGGUGCUGCAGCAGAACCCUUAUCCCGCCUCUCAGCCUGGCCAACUGGAUUCUGUGUCACGUUCCCACCUCGAAGCACAACAAGGUCAGCAGCUCCUCCUCGGCCUGACGAAGUUACAGGCAGAGAUACAGAAGAGAGGGCCGACGGAUUCUGCUGCCAUGGGAACAGGUUUGUCAUCCCAGAUGCAGGGUGUGGUUUCUCCUCAUGAGCUCCUGCAAAAACUCCAGCUGGUCCAGCAGGAACAGAGCUUGACUUCCCACGAACAUCCUCGACUCCAUCCGCAUCCAGGAUUGGCACCUCGAUUCCUGGGGCCCAGUGCGAGUCAAAGCCAACGCUCAUCUUUAGGCACAGGCCCAACCCAGACUUCAGUUGCCCCAGAUCAAAAAGCUGAGCUGCAGUUUCAGAUCAUCUCCCCACAGCGGAUACCUGCCACAGUGGCCCCCAUCCUGCUCCUCUCUCCCAGUGUGUUCACUCAGACGAAGUCCAGCAGCAGGCUACCAGUGGCUGCUCCAGAAAGCAGCUCUGUACCCUCAACCUUAUGCAAACCUUCACUGCAGGAGGAGGCCAGAGCUCUUUCUAGAAGCCAGCUUCAAGCAGCACUGCUGCACCUGAUUCAGACUGACAGCUCAUUCCUGGACUCCAUCUAUAAAGCGUACGUCAGCCGCUUCGCUAACAGCUCCGGCAGCAAGUACUGAUGACUCUUCACACCCACUGUCUGUCUGCACACACUUCCUGUCCAAGGGCUGAAUCUGAUGUUUAGUGAACCACUUCCUCCAAAUCUCACUUACUGUAUUUAAUCUCAACAGUCCAACUCACUUAGACCAAUCUUUUAAAAGAUAAGUACAGGAAUAGAAAUGCUAAAUAUUUUUGCUUUUAGCAGUAAAAUACACUUUUUCAGUCUAAAUUACAAAAGUUGGCUACAUUAUAUUGACAAUAAUAAGAACACACUGCUCCUUAACUGUUUUAAAAAAAAUUAUAAUGACAACUACAAAUUAUAUUCUGCACAGUUUAUUCAGGUCUUGCAUAACAAUAUAACACUCUUUUAGCAAAUGUCAUCAUCGACCAACAGGCUUUAAACUUGGACUUUGAUUUGGUUUUCUUUAUAGAAUCCAAUUGCAGCAAAUAUGUCAACAUUAUAAAAAACGUGAUUAAAUUAGGCAUGUGACAUUUCAACGGCAUAUAUCUGAGGGCUUUUUUUUUCAAAUUGUGUUCAGGUUUGUAGUUCACAACCGUUCCUUUCAAAUGGUUGGAACUGAAAAAUAAUUAUGAAAAUGUGAAA